This is a messenger RNA of Chiloscyllium plagiosum (whitespotted bambooshark), 10188 nucleotides long. Lineage: Eukaryota; Metazoa; Chordata; Chondrichthyes; Orectolobiformes; Hemiscylliidae. The record is from RefSeq and is a predicted model, not a curated record.
CAUGUAGUGCCUUACAAAGUUUGAGUAUGCACAAUUAUUGUUCCAACAAAUGUUAUUAAUGCUGCAGUUAAUUUUUAAAAUUUGGAAACAGCCUACAUUUAGCUCCCCAAAAAAGCACAAAGUGAUUAUUUGGUUUAUUUUAGCUUUCUGUGCACUAGACCAUUAUAACUGCAUUCUCCACACUGAAUUAAAUGCAAAGUUGUGACAAUCAUACCAAAAGUGAGAUUGCUGCCAAAGUGAUAGUAAUGCUGAAACCAGUUAACAGCUGUAAUAUGUCUGGAGACAGAUGAUAUCUGAACCAUGUUUUCAAUAUGCAGUGACAGAUGGCAGACACUUUGCUCACUGAGCUGUAGUUAAGAGGACUGAGUCUUCAAAGUAUUCCUGCUGACAGUACUGUUUCUUGACAUCUGACAAUAUUUAUAUGGCAUUCUGCACACUCUGUAACACACAUCAGCUUCGAUAGAAAUUCAUUUCAUAUUCAGCUAUACACCUUUUUGCACUGCUGCCGUCCAUUACCUGAGUAAAUUAGAUGGGUUCAGCAACAGAUGAAAGUCUCUCCCCAUCAAAGAUGAUUCAUUGUGGCACUGUGAGGUCUUUCACUCAAUGUUUAAUUCGUAGAAAAAUCAUAAGCCAAAAUAAUCUUGAAGAUACCAAACUAUGCCGCUGUUUGUCCACCAUAGACCUGAUAGCACUGGGAGUUGGCAGUACACUCGGAGCUGGUGUUUACGUACUAGCUGGUGAGGUUGCUAAAUGGGAUUCCGGACCCAGCAUUAUCAUCUCUUUCCUAAUUGCGGCAUUGGCUUCAGUGAUGGCUGGUCUGUGCUAUGCAGAAUUUGGGGCCCGUGUUCCAAAGACCGGUUCUGCAUAUCUAUACAGUUAUGUGACUGUUGGUGAACUGUGGGCAUUUAUCACAGGGUGGAACUUAAUUCUUUCUUAUGUCAUUGGUACUUCAAGUGUUGCCAGGGCAUGGAGUGGUACCUUUGAUGAACUUGUUGGCAAACAGAUUGGAAAUUUCUUUGGCACAUAUUUCAAGAUGAAUUCACCAGGACUGGCAGAAUAUCCAGACUUUUUUGCAGUGUGUCUUAUAUUAUUAUUGUCAGGUCUUCUAUCAUUUGGUGUGAAGGAAUCUGCUUGGGUUACCAAAAUAUUUACAGCCAUCAACAUUCUGGUCCUUAUAUUUGUUAUUAUCACUGGGUUUGUAAAAGGAGACACUGAGAACUGGAAGAUCAACGAGGAGACUCUCAAAAACUUCACAGCUAUUACAAACAAUCUGUCAUCUUCAGAGAAUAUCACCAGUAAUUAUGGUAUAGGUGGUUUCACACCAUAUGGAAUAGCUGGAACAUUAGCUGGUGCUGCUACCUGCUUUUAUGCAUUUGUUGGAUUUGACUGUAUUGCUACUACAGGUGAAGAGGUGAAAAAUCCUCAAAAAGCUAUUCCCAUUGGGAUUGUAACUUCACUUUUGGUUUGCUUCUUGGCAUACUUUGGAGUUUCAGCAGCUCUGACCCUCAUGAUGCCUUAUUACCUACUGGAUGCAAGAAGUCCACUUCCUGUUGCCUUUGAAUAUGUUGGCUGGGGUCCUGCAAAAUACCUGGUGGCAGUGGGAUCUCUCUGUGCAUUAUCAACAAGUCUGCUUGGUUCCAUUUUCCCCAUGCCCCGUGUAAUCUAUGCUAUGGCUGAAGAUGGGUUGCUUUUCAAAGUUUUAGCCCACAUCAAUUCUAAGACGAAGACGCCAGCUAUUGCUACAAUGUCAUCAGGUGUGGUUGCAGCUGUCAUGGCAUUCCUCUUUGAUCUUAAAGCCUUAGUGGAUAUGAUGUCUAUUGGGACACUCUUGGCAUAUACUCUGGUAGCAGCAUGUGUACUCCUCCUCAGGUAUCAACCAGAUUCACUUUAUACAAGACAAAAAUGCUCUUCAGAAAGACAGAACCUCACAGCUGAGGAUGACACUGAAUUAGAUGAAAAUGAAUCCGAUUCCCAUAUGACCAUACUCAAAAGUCACGACUUCACCUGUUCAUCAUUGCUGAAUCCCUCUGUGAUCCCAACAGAACAAACAUCAAGUGUGGUGUAUGGUUGUGUUGGACUUCUAGCUGUUAUCAUUUGUGUAUUAAGUGUGCUGAUUACUUAUGCCAAUGAAGCCAUUCUCUCUGUGGUGCCCUGGAGCAUAGGGAUUCUUGCUGUACUCCUGGUCAUGCUUGGUGUCUCUGUUUUCAUCAUCUACAAACAACCUCAGAGUCAACUUAAAGUAGCAUUCAUGGUGCCACUUUUGCCAUUCUUACCUCUAAUCAGCAUCUUUGUCAAUGUCUACUUGAUGAUGCAAUUGAAUGGAGGCACUUGGAUUCGUUUUUCUAUUUGGAUGGCUGUUGGAUUUGCAAUCUAUUUUGGUUAUGGCAUCAGGCAUAGUGUGGAAAGUCACCGCGAUGAUGAAUCAGCACACAGUGAAACUGAGCACAUAAAGAACUUGGAAGGAAUGGACGACAAUGAAAUGGCAACUGAGCUUGACCAGUUUAUACAACAUGAAAAAACAAAUGAAUGUCAGCUUUAAGCAGCAAUGAAAUGUGUCAGUUUGCUACAUCAACACGUCUGUGUUCUAAGAGGAGCAAUGUAUUAACUUUGGUUUCAGAAUAUUUUAAAAAAACUCUUAAUUGGUAAACUGUACUAAUAAAUGAGUGUUUUGGAGCAGAUGAAAUUACUUAAGGGGGAACUGAACGUUUGUUGAUUAUCUACAGGUCAUACAGAGUAACACAAGAUUAAUUUGGUCUCAUCAAAAACUAAAAUAUAUUUUCCCAAAACAAUAGAAUGUCUGCCCUGAUAAGAGAUUAUCUAGUAGGUGGCAGGUGGCUGUAAAGGUUUUAAUCACCAUUUUUUUCUGAAAAGCAGCAAAAGUAUGUGUUUUUUUAAACUAUUCAGCAGUGUAAUGCAACAUUUAUUACAGUCUUUAAAAGAUUUUCUGUAAUUCCAAAUUAAAGCAUUCUGUGCAUUCGUUCAGAAAGUGGCAAAUAAAAACAUACGAAAUAGGAGGAAGUGUAGGCCAUAUGGCCCUCGAGCCUUCUCUGCAGAGUUUAAUCACUACUGAGUGUUCUUACACUCACAUUUUUAGAAACAAAAGGGGAAGCAAUAAAUGUGAAUUUUCUCCAUUUACUAAACUCUGGAAACUUGGGAAAAUACCACCCUAAAAUAUUCUGAAACAUUAAACCCCCUUAAACACAUAUAUAUGCAAAUUUUAGUUUGCUGCCAUUAAAUCUUAGAAAUCUAACAAAGGGGUUAAGAUCACAUGGUCGUAGGUUUAUAUGAAAGUGUGAGACAACCACUCAUGUUUCGAAAGUUCAAAACCCUAUGUAGAAAGUAGUUUGUGUGAAUUAACACGAGAUGAACUAUUCCAAAGUCCUUAUAAGGGAUGUUUCUAUCUAUUUUGGUGGUGCUGCAUAUUUGUUUUUGAAUUCCUAAUUAUAAAUCGCCUUCAUUUGUCAAAUGCAAGCAGAAUCUGUGAAGCAUCAAACUCUUAGAUCACGUAGUGAUGAGCUGUGAUUCUCAAAAAUGAAUUGUAAAAUGGUUGUAGCACCAUGUCCAUGCUGGCUAUUUGUAAAAGCAACUCAACUAGUUCUGCUCCCAUGCUUUUUCCCCACAGCCCUGCACAUUUCUUUUCUUCAGAUGCUUAAUUACCUUUUGGGAAGCCAUGAAAAGGUUUGCCAUCAACACACUCAGACAGUGCAUUCCAGGUCCUAACCAUGCACUGCGUAAAAAAGAUUUCCUUCACAUCAUCAUUAGUCUCUUUGCCAAUCUUAAAUCAAUAGCUUCAGGUUUUCAAAGCACCUGCUAAUAGGAAUAGUUUCUAUUUAAAUAGUCUUCUGAGACACUUCACAAUUUUGAACACUUAGAGUCAUAGAGAUGUACAGCAUGGAAACCUCCUAUUCUCUAGAGAGAACAACACCAGCUUUACCAAUUUAUUCACAUAAUUGAAGUUCUACAUUGUGGGAACCAUUCUUGGAAAUCUUCUGCACCAUUUCUAAAUCCUUCACAUCCUUCCAAGAACAUGAUCUCCAAUUCUAAAUGUUAAUCUCCAGUUGAGUCCAGAUCAGUGUUUUGUCAAGCUUAAUCAAAACUUCCUUGCUUUUAUUCUCUAUGGGUGAAAUCUUCUCCUCCUAUAGGUGAUGAGCUUAGAGAAAGUUGUGACACUUCAGUUCCAGAGAGUAAAUCCUUGUUUGACCCUCUCACCCUGCCAUCAAUUGAAACCCCUAAAUGGCAGUUAACAGCCUCAGCCCAGGUGUUUGGAUAUUUUCAAAUCAACCAGUUUUGGAGUCAUGGAGUCAUUCAGCCCAGCACAUCCAUGCCAAUUAGAUUUCCUAAACUGAACUAAACCAGACCCAUUAUAUCCCUCUAAACCUUUUCUAUCCAUAUACCUGUCCAAAUGUCUUUUAAAUUUUGUAAUUGUACUCACCUUGGGCAUAUUGUUCCAUAUGUGCCCCACCUUCUGUGUGAAAAAAAUGCCCCUCAGGUCCCUUUCAAAUCUUUCCCUUCUCACCUUAAACCUAUGCCAUCUAGUUCUGAACUCUUCUAUUCUGUGGAAAAAAUCUUGGCUAUUCACCUUCUCUAUGCCUCUCACGAUACUAUAAACAUCUCAGCCUCAGCCUCCUACAUUCCAGUGAAAAAGUCCCAGCCUCUCCUUAUAACUCAAAGGCCCCAGGUCUCAGUAACAUCCUUUUAAAUUUUUUUGCACCUUUCCUAGCAGAGUGACCAGAGUUUUAUGAAGUAUUCCAAAUGUUCUGAAGAAGGCUCUCUCAACCAGAAAUGUUACCUCUAAUAUCUCUCCGCAGAUGCUGCCAGACCUGCUUUGUCUUUCCAGCGAUUUCUAUUUCCGUCACUGAAAUUAUAUCCCCUAGCUCUAGAGUCAUAAGCCAAGGGAAACAUCCUAUUUUCAUUAAUCCUGCCAUGCCCUGUAAGAAUUUUGAAAAUUUCAGUGAGGUCACUUGUCAUUCUUCAAAACUCUGGAGAAUAUGGGCAAAUUUUAUUCAAUGUCUCCUCAUAAAUAUCCUGUCAUCCCAACGAUUAAUCUGGUGAACCUCUAUUUCAUUCCAAUCAUGGCAUAUCUUUAAAUUAGGAGUCCAAAACAGUACAUCGUACUUGGUGAGGUCUCACCAAGCAUCCAAACAACUGCAGUAUUCAUGUACUCAAAUUCUCUUGCAAAAAACAGCAAUAUAUCAAUGUUCUUCCUUAUUAAUUGGUGCACCUAUUUUAAAAAAAAUUAUUCAGAGGAUAUGGGCAUCGCUGGCUAGGCUAGCAUUUGUUUCUGUCCUUGAUCGCCUGGAGGGCAGUUAAGAGUCAAUCACAUUGUUGUGGGCACAUGUCAGCCAGGUAAUACAGAUUUCCUUCCCUCAAGGGCAUUAAUGGACCAGAUGAGUUUUUGUAACAAUCAACAAUGGUUACACUUUCACCACUAAGAUAGUUCUUAAAAAUUCAAAUUUCAUCAUUUGCCACAGUGGGAUUUGAACUCAUGCCAGCAGGAUUCUGGAUUGCUAAUACAGUAACAUCACAAUGCCACUCAAUCACUUUGGAGGCCAACAGUUUCCAACUUUUCACUAUUUAAAAAAUGUUUCUGCUUUUUUUAAUCAAAGUUCAUACACCUCACUUACUCACAUUAUAUUUCACUUGCCAAGUUCUUGGCCAAGUCUUUUAGAAGUCUUUAUUCACCAGCUAACGGCAUUAUCCUCACCAACCCUUAAUGUCACUUCAAAAGAUUAACUUAAAUGAAGUAAUUUUGACAAUUUUGGAGUAAGUAGUGGAGAGCGAUAAUAUUGUAGGAACAGGAAAAUCUUUGCAAUAUGGACUCUGUAAUGCCCCUCCCUGACCCCAUUAAAGUCACUCUUUUCAAUUUACCAUUUUGUUUUUAAAUCUAUGACUAUUUUAAGACAUGGCAUAUAACCAGUAGUACAGCAGAAAUUUUUUUUUCUGCAGAGGUAACAGUGGUACAGUACUGGAAAAUUGAUAACUAUUAUACAGUAAUUUACAAGUCAGCAAUCAACCAAAUGGCAAAUUUUUACAUCAAGCACUCAGUGAAAUAAGCAUGUAAUGUUCACUUUUGAAAGCAAUGAUUGACUGGUGUUUGCUGAUCAAUUAACUGUUAUAAACCCUGUGUCCAUUUUGCCUGGAAUGUACAAUGGGGUGGGGAUGCCACCUCUUUACUGCGACACUAAAAGCAAAAAUUACUCUCAUGAUAAAUCUUGUCAUUUCUUUAGCCAAGUGCAUACCACAUAUAAUUUUUGAAUUAGUAGAAUUUGCUCGUACUUUCUGCUUUUAUUCCCAAUUAUAGUUUGUUGUGUGUAGAGGUCUAGGGUUCCUUGAUAUAUUUUGGAUGAAGCUUCACUACAGCUAUAACUUAAGGAACACAAUUUUAAUGCAUGUUGUGACUAAGUUCCAACAUGCUAGGAAGUAGCUGAUGACCUUUAAUCAAAAAUGUUGCUACUUAUAAAUAAGAUGGCAACAGCAGUAUAUGUAUAGAGAACAACAUCUAAAGGAGUCUGCCAAUUCAAAUGUUUGAAUGUCAUUCACCUUUAUUUAUUUCAUCAUAUUUCAUUGUCCUCAAUUGGAAUGAUAAUCAGGGAUAUUGUCAAGGCUUGCAAUGGAUGAUAUUAUCAUAACAGAAUCUGCUGCUUGUAAUAAAUAAUGUUUUCACUGCUCAUUGUGCCGAACCACAAAAUACAUGGGGAAGAAAAGAAUAAUUGUCCCUUUUCAUUUCCUGAAAUAAUCUAGGUUUGUACUUCUGAUAAAAUUGCUGAAACCUUAAGAUACAGUUUAUAAAAAUGUAAUUCACUCAUUGUUGCUUAAUCACUACUCAUACAAUAGAGUGAUGUUUUUGAGUGUAUUUUGGUGGAUCAAGUUUAAUAGAACCAUUUCAAGAAGACAGCACACAAAAUUAUAUUAUAUCAACUUUUACUGUAUUAUAUGAAAAGUCUUGAUGAGGCAAAUGUUGACUAAAGAGUAUUUGAUAAUUAUAAUUCUUUUUGAGAUGAUAAGAAGAAAAAUUAACUAUGUAUGAAAACAUUCAUUUAUUUUAAUUUAGCUCUGCACUAACUUUCCUCUGGUACAUUCCUGUGAUUCCUACAUAAUCAGUUCCCGGUCUCCAAGUACCAUAAAUAAAUGUUGAAAGGAAGAACAAGCACUUUAACCAAAAAUGAGAAAUAUUUAAAGGAGGUUUUUUCAGAUUUCAGUUAAACCCUUCUAGUUCAGAGAAUGGCAUUGGCACUACGCAGGAAUGUUUACCUGCCUGCCCAGUAAAGUGAAACUAGCAAGUUAUAUUGAGGAAUAGGAACUACAUUUGAUUAACAAAAGUUUCGAAAAUACUGAAAAAAAUACUGGGAAUGUCUGGUGGUUUAUUGUCAAGAACUCUCGUAAUCCAUCAGUAAGUGUCAACUGUAAAAUUCCCCAAUUGCAAUUUAAACCCAAGCAUGAACUAAAAAAUUACUUAGAAUUACUGCUGGCAUCCAAAAGACAGUUGCAUCUUCUAAUACUGUAAAACUUUAUUCUCAAUAAUUACUGAAAUCAAGAAAGAUUCAGCCAAUUCUUCCAGCUCUGCAAAUGAGCAAAAUAGCAUCAGAAACAAACUACACAGUAUCCUGGAAGACCCGAUUAUUCACCUAGAAUGGAAAAGUACAACAGAUGCUACAGUAGGCAGAUGAUCCACUUGAGAAGUUUACUGUGCAGAGAACUAUAUUGAAAAGAAAAUCACUGGAAAUAAUCAUAACUUAAAGGCAGCUACUGAUGAAUUACAAAUGAACAGGCAGAUACGCUCUAAUCUAAUAAAAGCCCAAGAUGCAAAAAAUAUACAGAUACAUCUGUGAGAUCAAGAACAUCAGACAAUGAAAAUUAAGAAUAUUUCACCCAUUUGUUAUUCACAGACCUUGUACCUGUUAAAGACUACUCACCUGCUUAAAUCUUUUUAAGAGUGUUCUGUAAAUAAUUCCAAAAGAAUAAGAAGGUUCUUUUCUAGCCUAGUUGGGAGCAUUUUUAAAUGGAUUUUGUGAUUUUUAAAAAAUAGAUGAAAACAUAUUCAUGCACAAAUAUUUCUACAUAGUUUCAAAAAUGCUCAUUCUCCAGACCAAUUUUUAAUGGCUUUUCAAAGAAUUGAUAAAUUGUUCGUUUGUUCAGCUAUGCUAACCAGCACUUCCUAUUUUCAUAACAAUCCCAAUUCCCUUCCCUUCAUCAGCAAAACUAACUGAUGUUACAAAUAUUUUCAUCUCUGAAAACAGAACUAAUAUUGGUAACAGAUUCUUCAGCUGUCUCAGCAUAUUUUUCUGAACUCUCUCCCCAAGUCCUCUGCCACUCUACUCACAGGCUGCAUCUAUGGGGUCAGAAAGCAAAGUAAGUUGGCACCUUUAAGAGAGAUCAAUUUUUUUGGUAGGAACGGCAGAAUUUAUAACCAAGUCUUUUCAAUUUGGUUUUCAAAAAUUAUACAUGAAUUCACACCAUACUGAAGCCAUGUAGUGUGUGUAGGUUGGUUGGCUGAACGGUUGAUUUCUAAGGCUGAGUGAUGCCAACAGCAUAGGUUCAAUUUCUCUAUCAGAUGAGGUUGCUGUGAAGGUCCCAGUUUCUUAGUCUAACCUUUGCCUGAGGCAUGGUGACCCUCAGAUUAAACCACUACCAGUUCCUCCCUCUGAUGGGAGAGCAGAGCUAUGACUUAACAAGAAUUGAAACUGUUAUCUAAACCUUAGGCUAAAACUCUCCCCAAUAUAAGCGUGUUCAUCAAUGCACUGCCAUGAAGUAGUUCAUUGAUUAUAAUACUGUUGGCAAAUACUUGUAAUGCUUGUAUUAAUUUUGUAUAAAAAUGCUGAGCAAUCUGUAGUUGAGGUACAUUAAUUGUAAGAAAUCAGUAGUACACAUUCUCCUUAUAGGAGGUAUCAAACGAAGUGAAAUGGCAUAGAGGGAAAUACAAACAGUUCCCUUUGGCAUCUCCUGUGACCUGAGGACAUCCCAAAACACUUUACAGAUAAUGAAGCAUUUUUAAAGUGUCAAGAAAUGUGGAAAGUAAUGUGCAUACAGCAGGAUCAUCAAGAGAACAAACCCUGCUCUUUGUAAAGUAUCAAGGGAACUUUUACGUGUCUGAAUGGAUCUCAGUUUAAGAUCUCAUGCCAAAGACAGCAGCUGAGAUUUUAACAUAUUCAGAACUCAACAACCUGCAGAGAGGUAAAAUCAGACUAAGUGUUCUGACAGUGGAAUUUUCUUUAUCACUGCACCAAAAUAACAGCCUAGAUUAUGCCUUUUGUGUGGCAUCUGAACCCACAACUUCUUCUGACCCAAUGAUGAUACUAAUACAACCCUAUUACCUAGAACUUUUAAUCAAAUUGAUGUUCGAAGCUUUGUUCCAACUUAUGCAGAGUUACUGAUUUCAAUCAGUGAAAGAAUAACUACUACAUUUGGCACAGACACAAAUCAGGGUGUUAAACAUUGGUCAGCGAUUCCAUUGUUCAAACAUGUUUAAUAGCUCUUGCAGAAAUUGUGUGUGGUUGCUACUUGGAAACUCAACUGCACUCAGCUAUGAUGCUCUUGCAGUCAAAUAACCUGUCAACAUUGAGGUUUGGUAUUCAGCCUCUCUAAUAAAGAACUGCCUGAGAUAGAAAGUUUUUUAAAGAUUGCUGGAAAUCUGAAAUAAGAAAAUGUGAUAUUCAGCCACAUUAUGCACAGUUUUGGUGUAGGUUUUGUCAUCUUUUCAUAGACACUGAUUAACUUAAUCUUUCAGAACAAUUCUGUGAUGAGUUGCUAUUUUUGGCAUAAUAUCAGGAUGUCUAAUUCCUGUGAUAUUGUCCCUAGAUAAAAGCAAUGCCUUCAACAAGUCAGAGAAAGUAAUUGGCAAUUAAAUUAACAAAAUGGCUUCAUUUACUGGCUGAUUUAGAAAGUGUCUUCUAAAAACUGACAGAAUAUUCAAACCAUUUACAAUUAUCAGUAGAGGUAGGCUAAUCAGAUAAUUUAUUUUUAUAAUUUAUUAAGUUUAGGUCUAAUAAGGAUAGAUUUACUCCUGAAAAGCAACACAAAUAACAUCUGUGAUGCAAAAUUAAUUGAAUUUAAUCUGUUGUGCUUAAAAUAAUUUGUGUACAUGUUCUUGUAAAAUUGACUUUAUCAAAAUGUUAUAAUGCUUUAUUGUGUUACAAAAUAGUUGAUCUGUGUUUCUAAUAUACUGCAGUAACAAUGGAAUAAUAAUUUCAA